This is a messenger RNA of Musca vetustissima, 2831 nucleotides long. It is a transcript of the gene Opa1, whose product is annotated as dynamin-like 120 kDa protein, mitochondrial. Gene Ontology annotation, biological process: mitochondrial fusion. Gene Ontology annotation, cellular component: mitochondrial membrane; cytoplasm; microtubule. Gene Ontology annotation, molecular function: GTPase activity; microtubule binding; GTP binding. Lineage: Eukaryota; Metazoa; Arthropoda; Insecta; Diptera; Muscidae. The record is from RefSeq and is a predicted model, not a curated record. The annotation marks the transcript as partial. The transcript has 15 exons.
AGCAGCGGUAGUCAUCAACAACAGCAGCAAGGUCAUGGCAACGGCGGCAGGAGUCAUUAUUACCGCAAUGAUUUUCUAGCACCGCACGGUCCAAAGGGCUGGACCAUACCACCGAAUCGUGGUUACGGCAUGGUUGUUGUGCGUAUACUACGUGGUGCUUUGAAGUUACGUUAUUUGCUGUUGGGUGGAGCCAUCGGUGGUGGCAUGACUUUAAAUAAGAAAUAUGAAGACUGGAAAGAUGGUUUACCCGAUCUGAAAUGGUUGGAGGAAGCCUUGCCUCAGGGUGAAAAAUGGAGUCAAUUUUCAAAGACGUUAAUUGAAAUUGGUGGUGCCGUUAAGGAUGUCAUUGAAAUUGAUCCACGUUUGAAACAGCUCGGAGAGGACAAGGUAAACGAAUGGAGGAAAUGGUUUGAUAGUCGUUUGGAUGAUGCCAUCGAGGCUGCGGAUUAUCAAGUUGUGGCUAAUGUCGAACCCAAAGACGAUUUGAAGUCCAAGACAACAGUGGCUGCCUUGAGUUUGUCUCAGGAUGAUAGUCGCCGGAAAUAUGAAACCCUUCAAUCCCAAGUGGAAACUCUGCAAACCGAAAUAAUGAAUGUUCAAAUCAAAUAUCAAAAAGAAUUGGAAAAAAUGGAAAAAGAGAAUCGCGAAUUGCGACAACAAUUCCUAAUCUUGAAACAGCAAAAGAAGACGGGAACAAAGAAAAUUAAAAAAUCUCUCAUUGAUAUGUAUUCGGAAGUAUUGGAUGAGCUAUCGGGUUACGAUACCAGUUAUUCAAUGGCAGAUCAUUUGCCGAGAGUCGUAGUUGUGGGUGAUCAAAGUAGUGGCAAGACAUCAGUAUUAGAAUCGAUUGCAAAGGCACGGAUAUUUCCGCGCGGUAGUGGUGAAAUGAUGACUAGGGCUCCCGUUAAAGUCACCCUCGCUGAGGGUCCCUACCACGUUGCACAAUUUCGUGAUUCUGAACGUGAAUAUGAUUUAACCAAAGAAUCGGAUUUGGCGGAGCUACGUCGUGAGGUAGAAUUCCGCAUGAGAGCCUCAGUGCGUGGUGGUAAAACUGUCAGUAAUGAAGUUAUCUCAAUGACCGUUAAGGGGCCAGGUUUGCAGCGUAUGGUUUUGGUGGAUUUACCGGGCAUCAUUUCGACCAUGACUGUGGAUAUGGCCUCAGAUACCAAAGAUUCCAUUCAUCAAAUGACCAAACAUUAUAUGAGCAAUCCAAAUGCUAUUAUCUUGUGUAUUCAAGAUGGUUCGGUGGAUGCGGAACGCAGUAAUGUCACCGAUUUAGUAAUGCAGUGUGAUCCAUUGGGACGUCGCACCAUUUUCGUACUUACAAAAGUGGAUUUAGCUGAGGAACUGGCCGAUCCAGAUAGGAUUCGUAAAAUCCUUUCCGGCAAAUUAUUCCCCAUGAAAGCCUUGGGCUAUUAUGCCGUGGUCACUGGUCGUGGACGCAAAGAUGAUAGCAUAGAAGCCAUACGACAAUAUGAGGAGGAUUUCUUUAAGAACUCAAAAUUAUUCCAACGCCGUGGCGUUAUUAUGCCCCAUCAGGUUACCAGCCGCAACCUUAGUUUGGCUGUUUCCGAUCGCUUUUGGAAAAUGGUACGCGAAACUAUUGAACAACAGGCUGAUGCCUUUAAGGCAACACGUUUCAAUUUGGAAACGGAAUGGAAAAAUAAUUUCCCAAGAUUACGUGAAUCUGGUCGCGAUGAACUGUUCGACAAGGCCAAGGGUGAAAUACUCGAUGAAGUUGUAACGCUAUCACAAAUCUCCGCCAAAAAGUGGGAAGAAGCCCUGAACGAUAAGCUGUGGGAUAAAUUAUCAAAUUAUGUUUUCGAAAAUAUUUAUCUACCGGCGGCUCAGUCAGGUUCUCAAAAUUCCUUUAAUACCAUGGUGGAUAUUAAGCUGAGACAGUGGGCGGAACAAGCCCUACCCGCCAAAUCUGUGGAGGCUGGCUGGGAAACUUUGCAAAAAGAAUUUAUAACUCUCAUGGAAAAGGCCAAGAAAUCACCUGAUCACGAUGACAUUUUCGAUAAUCUGAAAGCAGCCGUUGUCGAUGAAUCGAUACGCCGUCAUUCAUGGGAAGAUAAGGCCAUUGAUAUGUUACGUGUCAUCCAAUUGAAUACUCUCGAAGAUCGUUUUGUCCAUGACAAAAGUGAAUGGGAUCAGGCGGUGAAAUUUUUAGAAACAUCUGUGAAAGCGAAAUUGGCCCAAACGGAAGAGACACUUAGUGAAAUGUUCGGCCCGGGACAAUUUACACGCAUCACACAUUGGAAAUCUUUGACAGAGGAUCAAAACAAGAGACGACAUGUUAAAAAUGAAUUGGAUAAAAUACUUAAAAAUGAUGAUAAACAUAUGCCCACAUUGUCAUAUGAUGAAUUGACUACGGUACGCAAAAACCUGCAACGUGAAAACAUUGAUGUUGAUACCGAUUAUAUUAGACAAACCUGGUUCCCAGUUUACAGAAGACACUUCCUUAAACAAGCCCUACAAAGAGCCAAUGACUGUCGUAAGGCUUAUUAUUUAUAUAGCCAGCAAGGAGCUGAUUGUGAUAUAAAUUGCAAUGAUGUAGUGUUAUUCUGGCGCAUUCAGCAAGUUAUACGCGUGACAGCCAAUGCCUUGCGUCAACAGGUUAUUAAUCGUGAGGCUCGCCGUCUAGACAAAGAAAUUAAAGAAGUUUUGGAUGAAUUCAGUGAAGAUGAAGAGAAGAAGGCACAUCUGUUGACAGGCAAGCGGGUGACACUGGCCGAAGAAUUAAUUAAAGUAAGACAAAUUCAAGAAAAACUGGAGGAAUUUAUCAACUCAUUGAAUCAGGAAAAGUAAAAAAAAAACUCAACCACAAC